This is a messenger RNA of Saccoglossus kowalevskii, 519 nucleotides long. Its product is annotated as cystathionine beta-synthase-like. The record is from RefSeq and is a predicted model, not a curated record. Gene Ontology annotation, cellular component: cytoplasm. Gene Ontology annotation, molecular function: cystathionine beta-synthase activity. Lineage: Eukaryota; Metazoa; Hemichordata; Enteropneusta; Harrimaniidae.
AUAAUUGGUGUGAGGUCCGAAGCCAUUCCUGGUAAAUUAAACGAAGUGGAAGGACUGAUGCGUGGAUUCAUUCCAACCACCUUAGAUACAUCUAUAAUUGAUGAAUGGUACGAAUGCAGUAAUAAAGACUCAUUCAUGUGUGCAAGACGACUAAUAAGCGAGGAAGGGUUGCUAUGUGGUGGUAGUAGUGGUGCAGCUAUGUCGAUCGCUCUAGAGGCUGCUAAGGAAUUGAAUGUUGGACAACGUUGUGUUGUCAUGUUAGCAGACUCUGCCAGAAACUAUUUGACAAAAUUCAUAUCAGAUGACUGGAUGAGAGAUAGGAAGUAUUUGGAGAAAGAGGUAUCAACAAAAAUCCAGAGAUGGCGGGAAAUGAAAGUGUCAUCAUUAGAUCUUGUCUACUCACCCACACUAUUAGCAUCACUUCCUUGUAAUGAUUGUAUCAACAUCAUGGAAAUGAAAGAAUUGGAGCAGAUGUCAGUAGUGGACGAAAGAGGAACACCACCGAUAGAAAAGAAUUAG